CUUUCCCUUUGCUGCUUUCCCUGUUCCCAUAUUUUACUUCUCUCUCUGUUUUUCUCUGUCUCUGUCUCUGUCUCUCUCUUCGCUCCAAAGGCUCCAGCUUGAAGUGCAACGCCGUUCUGGGAUUCUCUCUCUGAGAUCCAAAACCACUCCUCUCUUCCAAUCUGAAAUCUUUGCCUCUUCAAAACCCAAUUCCAGCCACAAACCAAACCCACUUCAACUCCACUCACAAAACCCAUUACUUUCUUCUCUCAAAGAUUCUAUCUUUUUCCCAUUUUUUAUGUUUAUAUAUAUUUCCUAGGAAAAACUUUAGUGAUUAACGCCUUCUUAGAUCCCCCAAAGUUAGUUUUUUCCGCUCGAUUACUCUGAAGAAGUUAUAGUUUUUCUCUCUGUGAUCUGUAAAAUCUUCGUUUCCAGCUGAAUUAGAUUCCAUUUCAAUACAAGGAGUAGCCAUUCUAGUCCCCUAAGAACUCAAAGACUUGUAAAGUUGCUUUCUUUGUUUGACAAGUUGCAAUUGGAAUUUUGGGUUUGAUCAUUGCUUGAUGUUAUUGAGCAUCUGGGUACUUAAGUUUGUGUGAAAUUUGGAUUCUUUCCUGCCUUUUGUGAUCUGGCUCUGAGCUUGAACUCAGGGUGUUAUAUGCGCCUAUUGGAUUGUUGCUUUGAAAGUUUUUGGAUGCUUUGUUACUGAGAUGCAGCCUGAUCAAAGAAAAAAGUCUGUGGAUGUGGACUUCUUCACUGAAUAUGGUGAGGGAAGUAGGUAUAAAAUAGAGGAAGUAAUUGGCAAAGGAAGCUAUGGAGUUGUUUGUUCUGCAUUUGAUACGCAUACUGGAGAAAAGGUAGCUAUCAAGAAAAUAAAUGAUAUUUUUGAACAUGUCUCGGAUGCCACCCGCAUCCUUCGUGAGAUUAAACUUCUUAGGCUCCUGCGUCAUCCAGACAUUGUGGAGAUCAAGCACAUUUUGUUACCUCCAUCCAGAAGGGAAUUCAAAGACAUAUAUGUUGUUUUUGAACUCAUGGAAUCUGAUUUACAUCAGGUUAUUAAAGCAAAUGAUGAUUUGACACCAGAACAUUAUCAGUUCUUUCUUUAUCAGCUUCUCCGAGGAAUGAAGUACAUACACACAGCAAAUGUUUUUCACCGAGAUCUAAAACCCAAAAACAUCUUGGCAAAUGCCGACUGCAAACUGAAGAUCUGCGACUUUGGUCUUGCUAGAGUAGCUUUCAAUGAUACUCCCACAGCUAUAUUUUGGACGGACUAUGUUGCCACAAGAUGGUACAGGGCUCCUGAGUUGUGUGGAUCAUUUUUCUCAAAGUAUACACCUGCAAUAGAUAUCUGGAGCAUUGGGUGCAUCUUUGCAGAGCUUUUAACUGGAAAGCCUCUUUUUCCGGGCAAAAAUGUUGUCCAUCAGUUGGACCUCAUGACUGAUUUAUUGGGAACACCAUCUGCUGAAGCAAUUGCUAGGGUACGCAAUGAGAAGGCUCGCAGAUACUUAAGCAGUAUGAGAAAGAAGAGGCAGAUUCCUUUUUCCCAGAAAUUCCCAAAUGCAGACCCACUUGCUCUACGUUUAUUAGAAAGAAUGUUAGCUUUUGAACCGAAGGAUAGACCUACUGCUGAAGAGGCUCUUGCUGAUCCCUAUUUCAAGGGUUUGGCAAAAGUGGAGAGAGAACCUUCGGCUCAACCAGUUACCAAGAUGGAAUUUGAGUUUGAGAGGCGAAGGAUAACCAAAGAAGAUGUUAGAGAGCUUAUUUAUCGUGAGACUCUCGAGUAUCAUCCUAAGAUGUUGAAAGAGUACUUAGACGGAUCAGAGCCAACAGGAUUCAUGUAUCCAAGUGCUGUUGACCAUUUCAAGAAGCAAUUUGCAUAUCUUGAGGAGCACUAUGGAAAUGGCACAGUUGGUGCUGCACCUGAGAGGCAACAUGCAUCACUACCCAGGGCAUGUGUUUCGUAUACCAAUAACUCAGUGCAGCAACCAACAGAAGUCACAGAAGACCUUGCAAAAUGCUGCAUCAAAGAAAUUGAGAAGCCAGUGGACAGGAACUGCGGAAUCCCUACAACAAAGCCUCCAAUUCAAGCUCCUCAGACCAUCCAAGGAGCUGCAAGGCCUGGCAAAGUUGUUGGCUCAGUGUUACGUUUUAAUAAUUGCGGGGCAGCAGCUGCAGCAGAGACUCUUGAGCAGCGAAGGAUGGUUAGGAAUCCAGUUGUUCCAACUCAAUAUACGGCUGCCGCAGGCUCUUCAUAUCCUAGAAGAAAUGCAUCCUGCAAAAAUGAGAGGGAAGACAAUGAAGUGGAAGGUUCAAAUGGGUUGCUGCCAAAGCCCCCUCAAUACAUUCCAAGGAAAGUUGCUGCUGCACAAGGUGGAUCUGGAAGUCAAUGGUAUUGACUACAUGAUGGGUUCACAUGGUGGAAUCCACUGGCCACAACAAAUGUUGGUUGGGACAGUCAUGUACCACAUGCUAACCAGGAUUAAUUCAUCACUAAUUGGAACUUCAUCAACUUAAGUGAUACAGUUGCCGGUUCCAGGUAUUGCAUAGCCACAUCUGAUGGAGGAAGUUUAGCUACUAAGUUCUACUUUAUAUCACUAAUUUGAAGUGAAGGAGUUGUAUGAUCUCUCUUACAUUACGAUUAUCUGAUUCAGAUCAGAACCAAGACAUAAAAGGGCGUGUGAAAAUUUGAAUGAAGUAAAUGUCUAGUUAUUCAUUAGCUUAACCAGUUGUUUCUAGUCUGUCAUUCUUUGCGAGCUAAGUCGAGUUCUUUUGUAUGUUAUCACUUCAGGUAUAAGAUCAGAGACUCUAUGUUA
Rosa chinensis is the source of this 2789-nucleotide messenger RNA. RefSeq names its product mitogen-activated protein kinase 16. The transcript is spliced from 10 exons. Gene Ontology annotation, biological process: protein phosphorylation; intracellular signal transduction. The record is from RefSeq and is a predicted model, not a curated record. Gene Ontology annotation, cellular component: nucleus; cytoplasm. Gene Ontology annotation, molecular function: ATP binding; MAP kinase activity. NCBI's taxonomy places the organism in Eukaryota, Viridiplantae, Streptophyta, Magnoliopsida, Rosales, Rosaceae. The coding region runs from base 687 to 2372 and encodes 561 amino acids.